UUAUCAACACGUACAUUAUUCACAGAUUUUCAUGACUAGUCCGAGCAAAGGCCUUCCGAAAACUCUUUUACUCGAAGUUCUAAUAUCGGCUGCGAUGCGCAGCGGCAAAGUAUUGCACCUUUUCUUUCUGUUCCACUCAAGCACCGUUUUCUUCUCCGAGGGAAAUUCGGAAUCGGAUCCUCGUUCAUCAUAUUUCAAAACCCUGAGGAAUAAGCAGCUAUUGGGUUAUGCUGUCAAAAGAUUCAGUUCUCCCAGUUUGCUGUCUUGUGGUCAGCGAUGUUUGAUGGCGUCGUGGUGUACCUCCACAAACUUCAGGUUGUUUUCCGAGAAGGAUGGCAGAGGAACUUGUGAACUGAACUCACACAACAUCUCAGUUUCCAACGAAAACAUCAACGUUGAGGACCGGGAGCAAGUUACUUUUUCACUACGCCUUAAGGGUUGUCAAUUAGCCUUUUGCCUCAAUGGUGGUUCUUGCUUGCAUGAAAAGGAAAACCAAACCUUCUCAUGUUCUUGCCAAUAUCCUUGGACUGGCGACAGAUGUGAAAAUAAAAUGGGGAACUCCACGUGCAAGGAAAUUUAUCAUAACAAACUGGCUGACGGGAAUAAGGCCUAUUUAUUACAAAUAGGUUCUGAAAAGGUCCCUGUGUACUGUCACAUGACAAGUCUUGGCGAAUGUGGUGGAUAUGGAUGGACGCUGGUUAUGAAAAUGAAUGGCUCAUUAAGAACGUUCCAUUAUGAUGACGUCCUGUGGAGCAAUUACAAACCUUUCAACCUUGAAGGAGGAAAGACUGGGUUUGACUCAAAUGAGACAAAGUUACCGACUUACUGGGACACAUCCUUCACAAGGAUCUGUCUCGGUAUGAAAAUCGGCGAACAGGAAAACUUUACUGCCAUUAACAAGUCGGCGAGCUCGCUAUACUCACUCAUCGCCGAUGGGAAAUACCGCGCCACCUCACUGGGUCGUAACACAUGGAAGAAGCUGAUUGGCUCACGAGCCUCUCUGCAGCGGAACUGCAACAAAGAAGGGUUCAAUGCGGUUGGUGAAAAUCACUCUCAUUCGAAAGCAAGAAUCGGUUAUAUUGCUAACCAAGAAAAUGAUUGUCGUACUUGUGAUUCCAGAAUUGGAUUUGGUACUGGCGGAUAUCACGAUGACUCCAACACGUGUGGUAACCAAGCAACGCAUAACCCAGAUAACGGCAACAAAAAUAUCAGAGCUAUGGGAUAUAUCUUGGUGCAGUAAGCUCUUUCCAGGAUAUCUGGUGGUGCAGCAUCGAGAUCAAUAACAAUACCACUUCCGAAAUGUAUUUGGUAGAGAAGCAGGGAACGGCGGCAGAUAAGUUUGACAAACAGUGGGCUAAGCUGUCGAUGCAAAGGAACAUGUCCUUUAAAAAGAUCUGUCUCGGUGCGGCGAUCAAUCGAUAUAUCAACUGCGCUGUCCCUCAAUUGCAGUGAUCACUGCUGGUGGAUACUUUGAAAUCUCUCAGGGUCGUAAUAUUGUGAAAGGACCUGAUGGCCUUGGGUGGUUCUUUGAAGCUGGACUGUGUUGUGGAACUCUCUGAGGCAACAUACACCACAAUCUAACCAAUCUAAAGAAAGUCUUAUUUCGAUUUGUUUAUUUGUUUGCAUUUUUUUGGUGAUUUCUUCCCUCUUGUUCUGAAGGAUAUCAAAAUGAUUCUGAACGAGGAACAAAGAAUAAAUUAUCCAGGACCAAUAUGGCUCUCUGUACGCAAUUAUCGCUAUUGGGGAACAUCACUCCACUUCACUGAGCUAUGGAACAUCUAACGGAAGCUAAUGAGCCGGAAGGCUUCACCAUGAAUCAUUUAAAAAAACGGUUUCACGACUCGUUCAUUUCGAUUGGCUUAACGUCAGAAAAGGAAUAUUUGCUAACAACCAAAUUAGCGGUCAGCAGAUUUGGAGCAUGCCAUAACGAGUAACUAGCUUUUUACUUUUGCAGAUAGCUUAAAUCCUUCACAACCACGAAUCUCGACAUUGUCAGCAAGCAUAGAGAUCUUUUGUUAUUUCAAUCGUUAUCGUUGCACUUAUAGUUGCUGUUAUUGAGCCUUAUGACUGAAUUAAGAUUACAUUACAUCGUGCAACAGACAUCCUCUCCUUGGUGAUGAUAAAACCAAAGCGCGAGCUUUCAAAAUGGCUGCUGUACAAUUUCAUGUACUUGAUGCCUUUGCUUCAGCUGCUCUGACAAUCGUGCAAGAACUACUAUUUUCUUCAGCUUAAGUUAGUAUUUGAAAUAAAUUUAAGAAAUCUUCAAGGGGUUAUUCAUGAUAAAAAUAAUUAUUAAAAUCUGGAUCACUGGUUAAUGCAAUUCAAGGGUUUUCCAUGCGCGCACAUGAAGACGAGUUAAACCGAAAGUAUUUUUGUACAUUUCAAUAUUUCGUUCGUUCUUACAAAAUAAAGUGGGGAAUAUAUAUUUUGGGGCCAUUUUGAU
This is a messenger RNA of Pocillopora verrucosa, 2443 nucleotides long. RefSeq lists its product as uncharacterized. The record is from RefSeq and is a predicted model, not a curated record. Lineage: Eukaryota; Metazoa; Cnidaria; Anthozoa; Scleractinia; Pocilloporidae.